AUGGGUGCUGGUGCUCUCGCCGAUGCAUACAAAAACUUUAGCCAGUUGGUAGUCUCCAGAAUGAAGGAAGCUCCGUUCUACUGCACUGACGACUGUAAAGGAGAUGAGUAUUCCGCUGCGUCAGUUUAUGCCGGCCAACUUCAUGACGCCUUCUAUACUUACGCCCGUGCAUUGAAUGUUACCCUGCAAGGGGAUCCUGAAGCAUAUCGUAACGGAUCGCAGAUUCUCGACAACAUCGUCAUGUCCUUCCAAGGUGAUUGGGUUUUUAUGACCCAUAAUGAUUUCUUUUUAUAA
Molecule: messenger RNA, 294 nt
Organism: Ostertagia ostertagi
Lineage: Eukaryota; Metazoa; Nematoda; Chromadorea; Rhabditida; Trichostrongylidae
Source: the annotation of a GenBank genome assembly